CUGAUUCAUAGUAAACACAGGCGAUGCCGACCGCCUCGUUCUGCUCUCGGGGGGAGAAGCGCUGGACCAGUUAGACGCAGUUGCGUGAAAAAUGACACGUGUUUUUGUGUUUCUUAUGUUCUGCUUGCUCCUGGCAUCCCUGCGCCAUACACUCGGGGCGGAAGUCUCUCUGUGGAAUAUAGGAAUCGACCUUAAUUCGCCCAAUGGGGAUGCUGUUUUUCGUAAGACUUUGUAUUCCAACACUACCAUCUACAUGAAAUUUCAGGGAGAUUUGGCAGCAUGCGACCAUAAAAAUGUGUCUUUUAAUGUUAGUUGGUAUCUUCGUUCAUCUAUCUGUUACAAUGAAGUAUUCAGCACCCCUGACAAUGAAGCCAUGGCCAUGUUUGGUUGGGAUCAUCAGCUAAAGCAAGACUGGAGUGGAUUCUAUAGCCAAGGCUACAUAUACUUCAACAACUGUCACGCUCUCUUCACCCCUACGACUUACUAUAAAGAAUUCCAGCCAUUUCUGUCUCUCAGUCCCCAAGAGGGAAGGAGUGUAAACCAAACCAAACAUAUCUGGGAGGAUAAACCGGAUAUGUAUGCAGUUGCCAAGUCAUGGUCAGACAGUCCCUAUAUGUUUAUUUUGAGGUUCCAAACACAGCAUCAUUCAGAGGCCAGUAAAGGUCACAGAGACACAGGGGAUGGGGAUGCAAGCAGCAAUUCAAAGGACAAUUUAUCAAUUACAAUAAAAAUGAAUGGCCCUCAUGACUACUCCUCACCUACUGACUGGCCUUUAAUGAUGUUCUUCAUGACUAUGUGCAUCGUGUAUGUACUGUUCGGAGCUCUGUGGCUUCUAUGGCUAGCCUGUUAUUGGCGUGACUUGCUAAGGAUCCAGUUUUGGAUUGGUGCUGUAAUUGUCCUGGGCAUGCUGGAGAAGGCGGUGUUUUACUCCGAGUACCAAAGCAUCAGAUACUAUGGAACUUACAAUCAAAGUGCUGUUAUCUUUGCUGAACUUCUGUCCGCACUGAAAAGAUCUCUAGCUCGGAUCCUCUUGAUCAUUGUCAGUCUGGGUUAUGGCAUCGUAAAACCCAGAUUAGGGACUACGGUAUCCAGGCUGGUGGCUGUAGGGCUGCUUUAUCUGAUCUUCUCCUCUGUGGAGGGUGUCCUCAGGGUUACCGGGGGUUUCUAUGGCACAGUGGCCCUUAUUGCCAAUCUCAGUCUAUCUCUAACAGAUUCCUGUGUCAUAUGGUGGAUUUUUAUCAGUCUGUUUCGAACGACUCAGCUCCUGAAGAUGCGCAGAAACGUUGUGAAGCUCUCAUUAUAUCGCCACUUCACCAACACACUCGUCUUCUGCGUGCUCGCUUCAAUCAUAUUCAUCAUAUGGACAACCAGACAAUUCAAGUUUGUGGACUGUCAGUUAGGCUGGAGAGACAUGUGGGUGGAUGAUGCAUUUUGGAGGUUGCUUUUCUCCACCAUCUUGCUGGUCAUCAUGGUGCUUCUACGACCCUCUGUCAAUAGUCAAAGAUUUUCUCAUUCUCCAUUAAUUGAUGAGGAUGAUGAUGAAGAGGCAAAGGAGCCAAUGCUCAAUGAAGGUUUUGAGGGAAUGAAAAUGAGAGGAGCAAAGUCUGAGGCAAACGCCAGUCAGAAGCCCUUAAACAAAGAGAGCUUCGAGGAUGAAGACCUGAAGUGGGUUGAAGAGAACAUUCCUGCAAGUGUAGUCGAUGUAGCUUUGCCUGCAGUAUUGAAUGACGAAGAGGAAUUUCUCAAAACCAAGAUGGAGAGGUCCAAAAUGGAAUAAGACAAUCGCAUGAAUGAUAUUUCAUCAGUGUAGCUAAGGACUUUUUCAAUAAUGUAAAAUGUGGUUUAUUAAGACACAGGACUGGAAGGAAAUAUUUAUACUUUGUUUGUUUGGGCAUAAAACAUGGAAAUGGGUCUCGGGUUAGCUGCCGAAUGCCAAAAAUAAAGGUUCUUUAAAAGGUUCUAAAAUAUGGCAUUUACCAAUAUAAGCUAUGAGUACAACAGUUAUGUCAUCUGUUGAUAAAAUAAGAAUCUAUGAAACUGUGCUCAUAGUAAAAUAUUUUGCUCCUCUUUUUGCACUCAGGCUUUUAAUUUGAUCCUGUAAAACUUUACUUUGAUAUAUAAUGUAAUACUGAAUAAAGUUUGCUGUUAGUUCCA
Messenger RNA from Silurus meridionalis, 2154 nucleotides. Its product is annotated as transmembrane protein 87A-like. The transcript has 20 exons. Bases 92 to 1777 code for a protein of 561 amino acids. Lineage: Eukaryota; Metazoa; Chordata; Actinopteri; Siluriformes; Siluridae. Gene Ontology annotation, cellular component: Golgi apparatus; Golgi cisterna membrane. The record is from RefSeq and is a predicted model, not a curated record. Gene Ontology annotation, biological process: retrograde transport, endosome to Golgi.